[Torrubiella] hemipterigena is the source of this 2834-nucleotide messenger RNA. Lineage: Eukaryota; Fungi; Ascomycota; Sordariomycetes; Hypocreales; Clavicipitaceae. The record is from the annotation of a GenBank genome assembly.
ACGGGCAAUAAGCUUGCAACAUCGCAACCACGCUUUUUUGUUUUUGAUUUACGCGCUGCAAGAGAAUUAAAAAGGAGACGAAAGAGGAAAAAUACAAUGUCGACGGUAGCGGACGACUUGCUCAACGACUUUGGCAGCUCGGGGGAUGAAGCUGACGAUCUCGAGCAAGGAGACCUUCUCGACAAUGCGACCAACGGCGACAAGGAUGCCAUGGACGUGGACGGCGACUUGGGCGGUGCAGAAGACGGAGAUGAGGGUGGAGAUGGUGACGACGGCGAUGCAGGCAAACAGGACGUGGAGAAGAUGCAGCUCGGCGCGGUCAAAGAUGUGCGCAGCGUGGCCAGCUUGAUGCAGACGCUGACGCCAAUCCUCGAGAAGAUUGAAUACUACCGAACCCAACCCCCGACGACAAACAUUGGCAACAUCGAAGACCACCCCGAAUACUCGCUGCUCACACAAUCCAACAGCCUGUCUACGCAGAUUGACGGCGAAGUCGCGCUAGUACACAAGUUUAUCCGCGAUCACUACUCGGUGCGCUUCCCCGAGCUGGAGCGACUGGUCACGACACCUCUCGAAUACGCAAAGGUCGUGUCCGUGAUUGGCAACGGGCCCAUGGACUCGGAGAGCAUAAAGAAACUACAGACAUCGACAGAUAACCCGCUUGGCGUCGGACUCAAGACGGUCCUGGACGGCCCGUCCCUCAUGAUUGUUACGGUCGAAGCCACAACGUCCAAGGGACAAGACAUUGCCGAGGACGAGCUUGCGCGUGUGCGCGCGGCUUGCGACAUGACGAUUGCACUACACAAGGCCAAGUCUACACUCACUGAAUACGUCCAGUCGCGCAUGAACAUCUUUGCGCCAAACCUGACGGCGCUCAUUGGCUCGCUCACGGCGGCUCAGAUGCUCAACGCGGCGGGCGGCUUGACGGGCCUCUCCAAGACACCAGCAUGCAACAUCCCAUCUUGGGGUUCCAAAAAGCGCCAGGCCGGUCUUGCUACCAACAUUGGUGUUCGCCAGCAGGGCUACCUAUACAACUCGGAAAUCAUCCGUGGCAUCCCCAACGACCUCAAGAAGCAGGCCAUGCGUAUUGUUGCUGGUAAACUUGUCCUGGCGGCGCGUGUCGACCGCAUCCACUCGAGCGCAAACGGUGCCACCGGGCAGGAUCUCAAGGCGGCAUGCCUCGAGCGUCUCGAGAAGCUGACUGAGCCUGCACAAAACAAGGGCAAGCGAGCGCUGCCUGUCCCCGACGAUAAGCCAUCGCGUAAACGUGGUGGUCGCAAGGCCCGCAAGGCCAAGGAGGCGCUGGCCAUGACUGACUUACGCAAGGCGCAGAACCGUAUGGCCUUUGGACAGGAGGAGCGCGAGGUUGGCUAUGGAACAGGUUCGGGCACAGUCGGCAUGGGCAUGAUUGGACAGGGCGGCGACGGACGCAUCCGCGGAACGCAGAUUGACCAGCGAACACGGGCCAAGCUCAGCCAGAAGAGCAAAGGCUGGGGCACGGCGAGCAGUGUGGGAGGUGCGGCAUCUUCCAUUGGCGGAUUCGGACAGACUCCUGGCGGCGUCGACCUUCGCGGCAGAGGACUUCGAGCCGCCGGUGUCGGCAGUAGCAUCGGUGGCGGCGCAGGUACAGCAUCGUCUCUUGCCUUUACGCCCGUACAGGGCUUGGAGCUUGUUGAGCCCAAGAUGCAGGCGGAGCUACAGCGCAAACGGAAGGCCGAAGAAGACCGCUGGUUCCAAGGAGGCACAUUUACGCAGCUUUCUGGGUCUGCAUCAUCAGCAAACGGCGGCUUCAAGGUGCCCGACCUGCCCAAAGCGAAGAAGAUAGACACUGGUGCAGGCAAGAUGGGGCCGCCGCCUCCAGCGUCCAAGUAAUAUCAAGAUGGGGAAUUGGGGUAAACUUUUUCAUUUACAGACAGACACACAAUUGGCGUUAUGGGAUGGCGUGUAAAAAGGGACAUCCAACGAAUGGAGCGUAUGCUACGUUACGCGGCGCAUCAACCCCUGGCUUUUGCAUUGAAUGUAUGUUUUAUUUUAUAUUUUAUUUUUGUUCUAUAUGAAUUUACAUUUUCAUCCAGAGACAAUCACGGUGCAUUUCUUUUCGUCUUUACCUGGUUGUUAAAUCAGUUGUUCGAAAAUAAGCCAAAACACGAAACCACAACCAACAAAGCAGUAUGCAAUGCAGAUGUAAGGCAUGUUAAGACUAGCUACGCUAUUGGUAGGCUAGAGAUUGUGCCUGCAGCAAGUAUCGGAACAUCCGAAAGAGGCGAGACAUACUUGCUUUCAUGCAUGGCAACGCAGCAUCGCGAGUUUUUUUUUUUUUGAUUUGUUUUUCACCGAUAUCUACACUUACAAAACACAAUGGGUAAUUGAUAAAUGCCUAUACUUUGUCCCACCUUGCAAAAAUCAAGGAAGUCACUGUCUGCUCUCCAUCUGAAUGGUCAACAGGAGUCCGCCAAGCGAAUAGAAGGCUACGGCAGGCAACAACUCCUCGGCAAACAGCGGCGAGGACAGAAAUCCUAGAAAUCUGCCUUCCUGAAACGAUCUAGAAGAUGCUAUUCUAAGAUACACCGAUGUUGCAGCUGCCUCAAAUAGGCAUGUCUCAAUGUAGGCGGGAGGCUAGCGAACGCCGUGUGAGCCUACGGGCAACGCAAAGCAACACCAAUCCUAUAGGCCCUAUGGUAGUGGUCAGUGUUGCGCGACAUUACGCACAGAGAGCUAAUUAUCCAGCCUGAAUACUGCUCAGCUGACCAUCAGGCAGCGCAGAGAACACCGCAAUGCGAGAUGAAACCAUGAGCCUGACGCCAAGAAGUAAGUUGGCCGGCGCCAAAUAGCGU